Dipodomys ordii (Ord's kangaroo rat) is the source of this 2295-nucleotide messenger RNA. It is a transcript of the gene Ift74, whose product is annotated as intraflagellar transport 74. The transcript has 19 exons. Gene Ontology annotation, cellular component: cilium; centrosome; intraciliary transport particle B. The coding region runs from base 188 to 1870 and encodes 560 amino acids. Gene Ontology annotation, biological process: intraciliary transport involved in cilium assembly; cilium assembly. The record is from RefSeq and is a predicted model, not a curated record. Lineage: Eukaryota; Metazoa; Chordata; Mammalia; Rodentia; Heteromyidae. Gene Ontology annotation, molecular function: beta-tubulin binding.
UCUCUGUGGCGGGUGGCGAGGCCUGGAUGCCCCCGAAAGGCUCUGUGCCCGCAGGUUGGGCAGAAGGGUUGCUAGUGGCUUCCUGGAGCCGGCCAAGCCUCAGAGAAGUUCGAGCGCCUGGGGGAGGGAGUGGGGUACCUAGCGACCACCCUCCUUCCGCGCCCGCGGAGGUUAAAGCAAACAAACCAUGGCCAGUAACCACAAAUCUGCAGCACCUCGCCCUAUUUCAAGGGGUGGAAUUGGAUUAGCGGGAAGGCCUCUUUCUGGAAUUCGACCCUCAUCAGGAAAUGUUCGAGUGGGAACUGGAUUGCCACCUGGAACAGCAAGACCUGGUUCUCGUGGUGGCACUCUAGGGACUGGUGGAGUUUUGUCAUCUCAAAUCAAAGUUGCUGAUCGGCCUGUAACUCAACAAGGUUUGAGUGGAAUGAAAACUGGGAUGAAAGGUCCCCAGAGACAAAUUUUAGACAAAUCUUAUUAUCUUGGACUUCUUAGAAGUAAAAUAAGUGAACUUACAACUGAAAUUAAUAAACUUCAGAAGGAAAUAGAAAUGUACAAUCAAGAAAAUUCAGUAUAUUUGUCAUAUGAAAAGAGGGCAGAGACGUUAGCUGUGGAAAUCAAAGAGUUUCAAGGACAACUAGCAGACUACAACAUGUUGGUAGAUAAACUUAAUACCAAUACCGAAAUGGAAGAAGUAAUGAAUGAUUACAACAUGCUUAAAGCUCAAAAUGAUCGAGAAACACAAAGUAUGGAUAUCAUCUUUACUGAAAGACAAGCAAAAGAAAAACAAAUUAGAAGUGUAGAGGAAGAAAUUGAACGAGAAAAACAGGCCGCAGAUGGCAUUAUCAAAAAUAUGUCUUCUGAAAAACAAGCAAAGUACAUAGAAAUGAAAAGCACAAACGAGAAAUUGUUGCAGGAAUUAGAUAUACUUCAGCAGCAACUAGAUUCACUGAGCAUGAAAAAAGAAAGCCUGGAAACCGAAAUAGCACACUCCCAGGUAAAACAGGAGGCUGUAUUGAUGCAUGAAAAGCUUUAUGAGUUAGAAUCUCAUCGAGAUCAAAUGGUUGCAGAAGACAAAAGCAUGGGAUCUCCAAUGGAAGAGAGGGAGAGAUUACUUAAGCAGGUUAAAGAAGAUAACCAGGAAAUAGCCAGCAUGGAGAGACACUCUUGGACAACAACUUUUAUAGAGAGUUUUGAGGAAACGAAGAAUCAGGAAAUAGAGAGGAAGGCUCAGAUAGAAGCCCACAUUGUGGCACUUUUGGAGCACUGCAGCAAGAAUAUAAAUCAUAUGAAACAGUUAUCCUCGAUUACCAACCAGGAGCUAAAAAUGAUGCAGGAAGACCUCAAUUUUAAAUCUACUGAAAUGCAGAAAUCACAAAAUACAGCUAGAAGUCUGACCUCAGACAGUCAACGUUUACAGCUGGAUCUACAGAAAAUGGAGCUCCUGGAAAGUAAGAUGACUGAGGAGCAGCAUUCUCUGAAAGUCAAAAUUAAGCAAAUAGAAGCUGAUCUGGAGACAUACAAUGAUUUACCAGCCCUAAAAUCAUCAGGGGAAGAAAAGAAAAAGAAAUUACAUCAGGAAAGAACCAUAUUGUCAACACGCAGGAAUGCUUUUAAAAAAAUAAUGGAGACUCUAAAUGAAGAAUAUGAGGCGCUGAAAACCCAGUUGCAAGAAAACGAGACACAUUCUCAGCUUACAAAUUUGGAGAGAAAGUGGCAACACCAUGAACAAAAUAAUUUUGUGAUGAAAGAAUUCAUAGCAACCAAGAGUCAGGAGAGUGAUUACCAGCCAAUAAUUAAAAAUGUGACCAGGCAGAUCGCAGAGUACAAUAAAACCAUCAUGGAAGCUCUCCAUUCUGCUAGCAGAAACUGAGUCUGAAACAACCAGAGGCCUACAGAGAUACUUCGUUGCUAAACUUCUUGGUACAAGCUGACUAAAAAGAAAAUAGCUUACUCUUGAAGAGUUAUACCUAAAGUUUCUGAAUGCCAUAAUUUUUGUGUCCUCUUUGAAGAGAGCUAUAUCUUAAAUAACACAAUAGUUCAAUAAAAUGUUUGCAUAUAAAAAAGUGUCAUCUCCUUUUCUGUGAUGUUUAUGUUUGUAUAAUGGGGUGAUUAAAGUAUCUCCAAGAACCUAGAGGGAAAGAAAUGGAAAGUGAUCGUGAAGAUUCAUGUAGCUUGUAUGCCUCUCUGUGGCAGCAGGGAUAAUUGUUUCAUGUGUCAACUCUAGGGCACACAAGGGCAGCAUGAUUUUAUUUAACACUCCUAUUAACUUUGUCCAUUAUUGCUUCUGGAAAGAGU